AUGCAUUCCGUCAGCAUCAUCUCUCUCCUCGCCGCCGUGCCCGCGGCCAUGGCCUGCCUGGGCUACGAGGGCGGUGUUCCCACUGCUACUGGUGAGAAGACUCUCUCCGAGCCUCAGUACAUCGGUGCUGGUGAGACUUUCGACGCUGGUUGGGUCAAGUACGACCGUGGUGAGGCCUGCAGCGGCCAGAGCGAAGGAGGCGAGGCCGAUACCGUCUUCGUCCUUGAGGACGGCGCUACCCUGAAGAACGUCAUCAUCGGUGCCGACCAGAAGGAGGGUGUCUACUGCUUGGGCAGCUGCAACCUGGAGUUCGUUUGGUUCGAGAAGGUCUGCGAGGACGCCAUCUCCAUCAAGGGAUCUGGCACUGCCAACAUCAUUGGUGGCGGUGCUUACGGCGCCGAUGACAAGGUCAUCCAGCACAACGGCUGUGGCCAUGUCAACGUCAUCAACUUCUACGCCAACGACUACGGCAAGGUUUACCGAUCUUGCGGUAACUGCAAGGGAAACUGCGCCCGUACCGUCCACAUGGAGGGUGUCACUGCCAUCGACGGUGGUGAGCUUAUGGGUAUCAACACCAACAUGGGUGACAAGGCUACCUAUGACAACAACUGCUACCCCAAGGUCCAGUGCCAGGCUUACGACGGUUGCGACAAGUCUAACGGUGACUGUGAGCCCGUCAAGAAGGGCGAAUGCUAA
Ilyonectria robusta is the source of this 696-nucleotide messenger RNA. Its product is annotated as family 3 polysaccharide lyase. The coding region runs from base 1 to 696 and encodes 231 amino acids. Gene Ontology annotation, biological process: pectin catabolic process. The record is from RefSeq and is a predicted model, not a curated record. Gene Ontology annotation, molecular function: pectate lyase activity. Gene Ontology annotation, cellular component: extracellular region. Lineage: Eukaryota; Fungi; Ascomycota; Sordariomycetes; Hypocreales; Nectriaceae. The transcript is spliced from 3 exons.